Molecule: messenger RNA, 2486 nt
Organism: Paramacrobiotus metropolitanus
Lineage: Eukaryota; Metazoa; Tardigrada; Eutardigrada; Parachela; Macrobiotidae
Product: leucine-rich repeat transmembrane neuronal protein 3-like
Exons: 3
Coding region: 310-2388 (692 amino acids)
Cellular component (GO): extracellular matrix
Molecular function (GO): protein binding
Source: RefSeq, a predicted model, not a curated record
GCUUAUUUAUGCGACAUCACUUGAAGGCAUAAAGAUAUACUCGUAGCUCAGCUUACACUCACGCACCUGAAAAGUUCUUCGUUUUGCAUUUAAAAUCUUAGUAACUACACCGCCUGUCACAAUUGUUGUAAUGUAUGUACGUCAGUGAUCUAGCUUAUUGGUAAUUUGGAAAUUUGUUCUGGGCUUGUGCAUGUUUUGCCGCUACGCAAAUUUUCAUAUAGUACGUAUGUUAGUAUAAUAUUUUCGGGCUUCGUUUAUUAUUCGCAUUUUGAUUUUUAUUGUUAUCCGACGUCGAUCAUACCAUCCAAAAUGAAAACUAAAAAGUGCUCAGCGCUUUUUGUCAUUGCCGUGCUUGCACUGCUGAAAACCAGUUAUUUCGUUAACGGGAUGCUGCUUUCCGACUGUAUGAGUUCAGAUCAAGCUCCAUCACCUAGUGUUACUGACUUGUGCCGCUGUGAAGGGAACGUGCAAUGGAAAAUCUUCAAGUGUGGAAACGGCACUCAACUACUUGGUGAACUUUUUAGCAGCACCGCUUCCACUUUGCUGCGGAAAUUAACAUCCGAUGUAAAGGAAAUUUACAUAAAGGGCAAUGCAGACAUUUUAAAUAAUACCGUUGCUUUGCGUCCCGAUAUGUUCGAAAGAAAAAGUGUGGAAAAGCUUACUUUCGUGGAUGUUAAACUAAGUCCACGACAAACCGUGAUGGACUCACCUACUACAACAUACAUGUUUGAUAAAAUUAAAUCUACGCUAUCUGUGAUUAAUUUUACAAACGCCGGGGUGAACAGCGAUGUGUUGAGCGGAAAAUUUAAUGACGGUGAAGAUUCUGGACAAUAUUACGUAUAUGCAGCUCUUGUUGGAUAUCUACCAAAUUUAAAAACCUUAAUUCUGGACAACAACUUGGAUUUACACACACCGCCGGACGCAGGUGACAGCACCAAAUCGUGGUUUCAGGGUCUGCCGCGACUGGAACUGCUUUCCCUUGUCGGCACCGGCAUAACAGCAUGGACGCCUCCGAUGAAACUGGACUGUCCCAACCUCAAAGUGCUAAAUAUAUCUCAAAAUUGUUUCGGGAAUUUUAAAAACCUGCUGAUUGAUCUGGCAAAAAAUGUGAACGUUCCUCUACUGCAGGAAAUUGACGUCAGUUUGCAAACGAUAUCAGAUCAACCGCGCAUUAGCUGCCCGUCUUAUACCGUUAGCGAAUUUCCCUCCAGCUUCUGCAGCAACUUUUCGGCCGUCCGACACUUCUUAAUACGCAAUGCUGCGCUGGACCUGGCUCCCAAUAUCGAUUACGGAAGUUGGGUAAACUGUUCCGGCCUGAGAGAAGUGGAUUUUUCAAUGGCAAAGUCCAUAAAGAUUUCAUCCAACGACUUUUCCAAAAUUGUUCCACAAGUGAAAGUAUUAAAGUUUCGCGGAAGCAAAAUUGACCACCUUACGAGUGGUGCUUUUCGACAGUUCAACUUGACAGAAUUGGAUUUUACCGGCGCGCAAAUUGACCAGAACCGUGUAUCACCUCGCGAUGUUUUCAUGGGAGCCAGCAUAGAAUCGCUCAAACUGGCGAGAAUGAACCUAACCGUUUUGGAGCCGGAAAUUCUCCUGCCAUUAUCGUCAUCGUUGUAUUUCCUUGAUCUAAGCGAUAAUGCUGUUCCAGAUAUAACAAAAGUUCUUCAAGGCCUAAGCCGUUUGAGAACAGUGGUAAUGUCCGGUAUGCAAUUAAAUAACCUUCCCUUUGAGGCGCUUAAUUCCACAAUCAGUCUAGAAAAGAUUGACCUUUCGCGAAAUAAGCUUUCCCAGUUGGAUGAUGCUAUCUUUGCACAAGCUAAUAACCUUAAGGAAAUUGUGCUUCACUACAAUUCAUUGACAAGCAUACCUAACAGUUUGAAAAAGCCGAGCAUCGUGAAGCUGGAUCUCUCGAACAAUUUGUUGGCCACAUUUCCUGAAGAUUUUGUUAACUAUUUUGCCACGACUGCUCUCAGUCUUUUGAACUUAAAUUUGGCUAGCAAUCCAUGGAACUGCAGCUGCAGUUUAAGCAAACUGAAUUCCUGGCUAAGAAACGAAAAUGGACUGAGCGGUGGUUAUCAACGUGUUUGCAAUGCUACCGGUAAAGCCGAAUGCCCAGUGUGCAAAAACCCCAUGACGCCGGGAAAUAAUGUAUACGUAAACGAUGCCGGGAUCUUUUCUGGCUGCACCCCGACAACCACCGUUAGACCAGGUGACACAAGUGUGGCACCGGUCAAUCCUGGUUCCAGUAGUUUAUCACCUUCUGCCUCCAGUCAGAAUCCAAAUUCGGCCAUUCAUCAGGUGGAAUCGUCCAAAGUAGCUUGUUCGUAUUUUGUGGCAUUAGCGGUUAUGAAAACGCUGCACAGUGCCAUUGUUUAUGGUUAUGGCUAGUUGGUUUAAUCCUUAAUAUAAAAAUCUUGCGAUUGGGUGGGCGCUUACUGGUUAUUUGUAACAAUUAUGCACAACGUCGCAUAAAUUUUAGAACCGCA